AAACAGUCCACGGUUGAACCCGACAGGGAGAGUUUGUAUAAUUUUGAACAUCCGGGUGUAGACGAUUCGCAAAGGUGCAGAUUAGUUUUCUUUUGUAUCAGUGGUUUGUUUUUUGUUUGGCAUCCAGUAAUUCAUUAGGAAAUUGGUGAACAGUUUGGAACGGAAGAUUUUCCUUUUUCUAACCCUCGAUUUCGCUGACCGCAGUGUGUGAAAGGGGAAGAGGAAUAACGAGCAAAGUAUUUUUAAUCGAAGAGGCGUUGUCGCUUUAAGUGUGUGCGUUCUGCCGUGGCAAACUUUGUGUACGUCGUUUGCUUCUGUGCUCCAUUGUUUCUCGCUUUCUUCAAUUCGUUUGCCACGCACCUGUGUCUGAUAAUCUGCAGUGCGUGCGUGCGAGUGCUUGUAAUCAAUUGGUGCAACAAAAAUAAUUGUAUCAUCGACACGAGCCAGAAAAUAAGAGGAAAGAGGUAUCUUCGCUUCGAGACCUACCUAAAAACAUCCAACACCUCGAAACAGUUUAUCUCGUUUUACUUUUUUUAUCUCGCUAUCUCGUGUGUUCGUAUUACCACCGAAAAGUAACUCAAAAAAAUUACAAAUUCAACAUUUCUAAGGUGUCCUGCUCUUGCAUGUGUGGUGUACGGCAAUAAAGUAAUGUGGUGUUUUUCAUGCGUCUCUGCCCCAACUAAUUCAGAACCAAUGGCAGCCAUCCGCAAGAAGCUCGUGAUUGUCGGCGACGGUGCCUGUGGUAAGACCUGUCUGCUGAUCGUAUUCAGCAAGGAUCAAUUUCCGGAGGUAUACGUGCCAACAGUAUUCGAGAAUUAUGUGGCCGACAUCGAAGUUGACGGAAAGCAGGUAGAACUAGCGUUAUGGGAUACGGCCGGACAAGAAGAUUACGACAGGCUCAGGCCCCUGAGCUAUCCAGACACGGACGUCAUUCUGAUGUGCUUCUCGGUCGAUUCGCCAGAUUCGCUGGAAAAUAUACCAGAGAAAUGGACCCCUGAGGUCAAACACUUUUGUCCAAACGUACCCAUAAUUUUAGUUGGUAACAAGAAAGAUCUCAGAAAUGACCCUCACACGAUCAAGGAAUUGGCCAAAAUGAAGCAGGAACCAGUGAAGCCACAGGAAGGCCGCGCAAUGGCGGAGAAGAUAAACGCGUUCGCUUACUUGGAGUGUUCGGCCAAAUCGAAAGAGGGUGUACGCGAGGUGUUCGAAACCGCCACCAGGGCCGCGUUGCAAGUCAAAAAGAAGAAGAAGAGCAAAUGUGUACUGCUCUAAAAGAGCAACUACAGAUUGGUUACAACACACACACACACGCAUACACAAGAGAAAAAGGAAGAGAGGAAUAUAAACAGCAGAAAAUUGAAACAGUCGUCGUCGAGAGGUUAGGAACAGGCAAGGAUGAUGAUGAUGAAGGAAAAAUCCAAACGCAUUAGGAACAGGAAACAAUGUAGAUUUUGUUUUUUUUACGAGUUGCAUAAGUAAGAGAAAAAAGCUAAAUGUGCGCGCAGCAAUAUGCCGAAAUAUAAUAACAUCUACUUCCGUGAGAAAAGUAAAAAAAUACAACACAACAUAGACAGACACUCUCAUAUAUAGGGAGCAAACGCGAGCGAAAUAAUGCUACGUGCUGAGGUGAAAGGGUUGAAAAAGGAAAUUUUAUUUCAAUUUGUGUUGUGCAAAAAGUUGGAGAAAAUGUGAAAUUUUCACAGAAGCUGGAAAAUUGUUAGCGUAAUUAUUAUCGAUCAUUCGCAGUUGCAAUCUAUGAUCGGGUAUACAAAAAGUCGUAUCGAAUGCAAACAUACAGUAAGGCGGCGGACGUUCGGCAGGGCAGAUCAAACUACCGGGUUUUCUUUCCUCCUCAAUGUUUUUUUAUUACUUGUCGCGCGGGCAUCUGUUAGAUGUGGUUUUUAUUACUAAUUAAUAAUGGUAAAACUCCUAUUAUUAUACUUUAGAAUAUAUAUAAUGCAAAGAUUAUUUGGAAGGAAAAAAAAAAGUUGGAGCAAAAAAGUCUAUGAGAAGGCUAGAUUUUUAACGAAUACACACACACACAAACGAAACGGUGGUGAAAUAAAGUACUAACAACUUAUACGAAAUAA
This is a messenger RNA of Toxorhynchites rutilus septentrionalis, 2090 nucleotides long. It is a transcript of the gene Rho1, whose product is annotated as ras-like GTP-binding protein Rho1. The coding region runs from base 649 to 1272 and encodes 207 amino acids. Lineage: Eukaryota; Metazoa; Arthropoda; Insecta; Diptera; Culicidae. Gene Ontology annotation, biological process: small GTPase-mediated signal transduction; cell migration. Gene Ontology annotation, molecular function: GTP binding; GTPase activity. The transcript has 5 exons. The record is from RefSeq and is a predicted model, not a curated record.